CACUCCAAAUUCCCCCAAAUUCAAAACUCAUAAACAUAAAAAUGAAAUCCAUCAAUUCCCUCGAUCGCUCAAUCUCCUCCACCAAUUCCGCUCCCUUCCUCUUCCCUUCCACCUCCGCCCACCGCCACCGUCGGCUACCACUGGCCGUAACCGUAACCGCUUCGUCUCGAUCCUCAGCCGACAAAAACAACAACAAUUAUUACGCGAGCGGGAAAGUGGUGGACGAGAGCAUGAUCGUGCUCCGGAAACGAAUCCAUGAAAUCAAGAUGGCAGAGCAAAGCCACGAACCGCCGGCCGAUUGGCUUGAUUGGGAAAAACGGUAUUAUUCCGAUUACGAUUCUCAUAUCUGUGAAGCUUUAGGCUAUCUUCAAACUCAUUUGAUGAAUACUCGGCCGAGCGUCGCUUUAGGAAUGCUUCUUCUUAUUACUCUCAGCGUCCCGUUUUCCUCCGCCAUUCUUCUCCACCGGUUCUUCCAAAUCGCCGCCGCGCUUCUCGCCGGUUUCUCCCCCUCUUAACAUCGGAACCACCACAGUCAGUUGCCUAUUCAGAAAUGCCGUCGUUUUCAUAUAAUGUAAUUUUAUAUUUUAUAUAGGGACUAUUUGGUCUUUGUACAGCUUACAUCUCAUUGUCUGUUUCGCUUUUCUGUUAUUUUAUUUAAACGGUCAAGUUUCUUUUUUAAUAUAUUAUACGACUUUCCUCUUUUU
Messenger RNA from Benincasa hispida (wax gourd), 704 nucleotides. RefSeq lists its product as uncharacterized. Lineage: Eukaryota; Viridiplantae; Streptophyta; Magnoliopsida; Cucurbitales; Cucurbitaceae. The record is from RefSeq and is a predicted model, not a curated record.